This is a messenger RNA of Heterotrigona itama, 1029 nucleotides long. The record is from the annotation of a GenBank genome assembly. Lineage: Eukaryota; Metazoa; Arthropoda; Insecta; Hymenoptera; Apidae.
AUGCCGAAACAAGUGACAUUGGAGAAAGCUAUCGACAUCGUUCGACUGAGCAUAGCUCUAACGUUCUGUUGGCCGCUUCCUGCACACAGCAGCAGAAAAAAACUAUUCGUCUACAAAACUGUGCAAUUUUUGGCAAUAAUCAACAUUAUCACUCAGCUCCUGGCACUGUUAUACACGAUACACAUACGAUCGGACGAUAUCGAAAUCACAUCGCUGUGUCUCAGCCAGGUGGUAUUAGCGAUGCAAAGUAUCAUUCAGACAAUUAUAUGUUCCAACAAGCACGACACUCUGCAACGCAUAGUCGAGGAAAUGUACGUUUGCGUGAAAGAAGUGCAACAACACGAAAGGGAGAUUUUCAACACAUACCUAGCAAAGUGUAAUGUCAUUUACGCCAGUUACAUAUUCGUCGCUUACAUGAAUACGUCCAUUUAUUUGCUGGGGCCUAUAAUGUUUCCAAUGGUCAACGUAAUAAAUCCGGAAUUACCGUUCGAUAUUAAUCGCACAUCGGUGGGUGUCAUGCUACGCAUUCAUCAUAUUCUUACCGGCUACCAGUUCUGCUCUCAUUUGUGCGUAUGCGUGUUUGGGGCGCUUCUAAUUUGGUUCACCGCAACGAGGUUCGAAUGUUUGACUGUGGAGCUGCAGAACAACACCAAUGUUCGUACGUUGAUCACAUGCAUUCAGAAACAGUUACGAUUAAAGAGAUACGCGGAAGAUGUGAUUACAUGUUUUCGUUUCACGGUAUUUUUUGUCGUAGCGUUAUGCUCAUUCCUCAUGACACUGUGCGCCGUCAUAAUGGUCGUGAAUACACCGGUAUCAGUGAAGAUAAUGUUCGUGUUCCUCAACCUGUAUUUCCUCAUGUAUCUCUAUAUGUAUGCAUGGCCGGCUGAUAACAUGAAAGACAUGGUAGACCACAAACCAGUAACCCUUUCUGUCAAAUGUGUAAUAUCUGAACUGUCUCUGCACUAUUACUGCACGGUAAGAUUGUCAAAGGUCGAAAGAUUUCAUUCAGUGAGGACCACUUUCCAAUAA